AUGAAUUUAAUCGAGUACUUCAUUUCUUGCGAAAUAUUUAAGGAACUCUUAGAAUGUGUUCAGUAUUUACAUGAAUUGAAUCCACAGAUCAUUCACAGAGACCUCAAACCCGACAAUAUAUUGAUCGCCGAAAACGCAAGAGAGGGUCGAUUCGUGAAGUUAUGUGACUUCGGUUUGGCUGCACUUCAUAAUUACCUGAAUCCUAAUCACACGGGUGAAUUAGAGUUCAUUGGUAAAGGAUUAUAUGGUUAUGUGCGUAAAGUGAGAAAUAAAAGCACCAAUGACAUAUAUGCCAUUAAAAUGAUUGAACUGACAGAAUUUAUAUAA
Oppiella nova is the source of this 327-nucleotide messenger RNA. Lineage: Eukaryota; Metazoa; Arthropoda; Arachnida; Sarcoptiformes; Oppiidae. The record is from the annotation of a GenBank genome assembly.